Molecule: messenger RNA, 1596 nt
Organism: Mercenaria mercenaria
Lineage: Eukaryota; Metazoa; Mollusca; Bivalvia; Venerida; Veneridae
Exons: 9
Coding region: 1-1464 (487 amino acids)
Source: RefSeq, a predicted model, not a curated record
AUGUAUUUUGCAGAAACGUUUGUUCCUGAGGAAGGAGGGACAAUUGAUGCAAGGGAAUGGGCUCUUGAACAGCUAAUGCUGGCACAUCAAAUCCAGAAUAUAUCAAAGGAAUUAAUGAACGACCGUCUUAAUGAAUUGAUGCAAGAAACUGAAGUUGUCUGCGCAAAACUGAAAGACGGUGCAGACGUCUGGUACGAUGACAUAGAGGAACUCAAAGGAUGCCUGCAAAGCUGGAAAGAUGCAAAAUCACAGAGCUUUAAAGAGGAGAAACGAAAAAUGUUAGAAGAUCAGAAAAGGAGAGAAGAAGAGAAUAGAGAGAGGCGAGAAAGAGAAGAAAGGGAAAGGAGAGAAAGAGAGGAGAAGAAACGGAAGGAAGAUGAAGAACGGAAAAGAAGUGAGAAAGAAGAAGCCGAACGUAAAGCAGAGGAGGAACGAAGACGAAAAGAAGAAGGAGAAAGACUAAGAACGGAGGAAGAACUACGUCGAAAGCGAGAAGAAGCCGCUAGAAAGCAAGAGGAAGAAAGACAACGUUUGGAGGCAGAGGAAAGAGAAAAAGAACGGGUUCAGAAAGAGGCCGAAGAAAGAGCUUGGAGACAAAACCCUAACAACUGGAAUAAUGUGACAUACAGCAGAGAUUGCGACGAAGUUGAUGGAAAGCGCGCAUACCAUGGUGGUAUCACAUGCGUCAUGGCUUCACCUCCCGGAAGCAUUGAAAAGGACGACGUAGAAUGUAGUGCAAGUGAUGAAGUUGACUCAGUAAUAGAAACACUUGAAAUCGACGAAAAGCCUGUCAGUUCGAUUCUUGACAUACAUUCAAGAAAAGGGAACCUUCAUUCAGAGGUUGCAAGCAGAAUUUACAUUCCACAUUACUCAGCGUUUAGCUCGAACGACGAAACUGUGGUUAAAAUUUCCUUGAAUCAUAGAAGCUGGGUGACAGUUUCACCAGUACCUUCAACGCCAAACAUGGAGGAACACGAAAAAGUGGUUCAAGGAAUGGCUUGCUUAGAAGUUAAUGACUUUAGCAGUCUUAGGGCAAUCGUAGUAACACGACCGAGAUGUCAGACUAUCAUAGUUGAUAUACCCGGUAUAUCUAUUCGUUCCACAAUGGACAAGAAAGUGAAUCUCUUUGUUCCGAGAAAUGCAUUUGGUUCCAGAACAGAACUGAAGUUAAUGGUGCAAUCUGUCUCUGAACAAGCACUCGCCUCGUUUGUAAACGACAACAAUGAUCUAAACAAUAUACUUGCUGUUAGUUCAAUUGUUACACUUAUCUGUGGAAAAGAGCCGGCAAAAGCCAUUCAAGUCGACCUGACCUCUUCACAGAGACAAAAUAGCGGGAAGAUUCAACGUGGAAAGACAUACCAAUUAUAUACAAGUAAGGACAAGGUAUGGAAGUUUGCUGACGUCGAGUGUAAAGGACAUCAGGAUGAUAUUACAGUUGUACUUCCAGCAGGUCGAGAAAAAUAAACCAUAAUGGAGUUAGAUAUGCCGUCAAGUUUUCCGAGAGAAAGUGUGCCGAGCGUCGCAGAGGCCUUGCAAACUUGUAUAAAUAAAACAGUCGUUGUGAUGAUUGUAAAACAGCAUGCAGAUGAUUAUAAC